Molecule: messenger RNA, 4920 nt
Organism: Dunckerocampus dactyliophorus (ringed pipefish)
Lineage: Eukaryota; Metazoa; Chordata; Actinopteri; Syngnathiformes; Syngnathidae
Product: dual specificity tyrosine-phosphorylation-regulated kinase 4-like
Exons: 13
Coding region: 270-1667 (465 amino acids)
Biological process (GO): peptidyl-threonine phosphorylation; peptidyl-serine phosphorylation
Cellular component (GO): nucleus
Molecular function (GO): protein serine/threonine kinase activity; ATP binding; protein serine/threonine/tyrosine kinase activity
Source: RefSeq, a predicted model, not a curated record
CGUGUGAGAAAGAAAGCGAUGAUGAAUUUUGUGGACCAAAGUCCGCGCAUUAAGAAGAGGCGCCUGGGAUUUGAGACAGCAGCAUCGGGGAAGAUGCUGCCAUCAGUCAGGCCUGAUAGUGAUAGACAAACUAAUGAGCAACAAAACAAGACCCAAUCUUGUGUCUCAUCUCGUCCCAUGAACCGAGUGUGGUCGUGACACCCCUAGUGUAUUAUAGGAAAUACAUUUAGACAUUGUUGGUGCUGAGAUGAACAUUUCCGCAUGAAAACAUGCAGAUCCCUCUCACCGCAAGAAUCCUCAAGGAGCCUUUGAAGACAACCAAAAACACCCAAGCAGCCCAUCAUUGGCAAACCUCGCUGCCGUCAAACCCCGCACACAAAACAACCAAACUAGGGUUCCCGCAAAUCCACAUGACUCAGCAGAAGACAGUCUCCACACCUGCUCAACAGAUAAACAAAAGCAGCUCCAAGAACAGAAUCCUCACUUCCCAAUCACAGGGCAGGACUCCUGAAUCGGUUCUCCGAGACACCAAGCGAUGCCUGACGGCAUACGAGCAGAACGAAAUCAAAGAGUACCGACACGUGUGGUAUGUCGGAGAGAAGGCCAAGAAACAACGACGUUUGAAAGAGGUCGUGUCAGAGGACGGCGAGUCAUUUGAUGACUCCAAAGGGUUCUACAAAGUGAGGGUUGGAGACCACCUGGCCUACCGCUUUGAGGUGAUGGGGGUGAUGGGAUCUGGACUUGCAGGAAAGGUGCUCAAAUGCAAGGAUCACAAGACCAUGGCGCUUGUCGCCAUCAAGGUCUUUCGAAACACGACCGAAGGUCAUAAGCUUGCACAGACAGAGUUAGACAAUCUAAAGACCUUGCAGCGGCUAGACAAGACCAACAAAGCCAACAUGGUCCACAUGAAGGAGCACUUCUACUUUCGUAACCACCUGUGUAUCACGUUUGAGCUUUUUGAAAAGGACCUCCAUAAAGCCUUAGUAGAAAGCAAACUGCGGCGACUCUGUGAGGCCGACAUCAGGAAAUACGCCAUUGAUGUGCUCAAGUGUCUGAAAGUGCUCAAAGACAUGCAGCUCAUCCAUGGCGACCUGAAGCCAGAAAACAUCCUAUUGGACAAAGAAAACAAUGCAGCAGUGAGUGACUUUGGUGGGAGCAUCUUCAUAAGAGGUCGGCCCACCAAUCAGACACUAGCCUACAUGGCUCCAGAGCGUCUGGUUGGCAAAUGUUGCACCACAGCCUCGGACAUGUGGAGCCUUGGCUGCACGCUGGCUGAGCUGGACUGGGGAUUAUUUCUCUUUAAAGGCAAAGACAAAGCAGACAUUUUUAACUGCAUAACAAGGGUGCUCGGUCUUCCUCCUGUUGACUUGCAGGCUGCAGCGAGUAAAAAAAACUACUGCAUCGAGAGCUCGGACGCAGACGACAAAAACCAACCAAAGAACCCUCUGGCCAUGAGACUGAAGUCUAAAAAUCCAAAGUUUCUGGAUUUCAUUGGCUGCUGUCUCGAAUAUGACACAACAAAGCGACUAACUCCAGAGAAGGCUUUGCGGCACCCAUGGAUCAAACAAGCAACCAAACAUUCAUAUAACAAACCGACUAUAAGCAGCUUACUGAAGAGAGAGAAGAUUCCACCACCGAUGUUGCAGCCAACCACACUUUACAAAUGACACAAGGAUGUCAGACCAGACGCCCGCUUGACGACCAGCUUUUUUUAUGUAUAGGAAAAAUUGACAGAUGCAAAAUAAUUGCAGAAAAAAAAUGCAUGCUUGUCCAAUGACUCAUCAUCAUCAUCAACUUUAUUUCAGACACAUACAGUCCAUGGUCCGUAGAACAUUCAAAACACAUCACCAACACGACACGGUAAAAGAUGGCUAUCCCUUGCUGUAUAGGUUAAGGUGCCAGUGUUUCCAGAAACUACAAAAGAACAUUUAGCAUAUUGCUGUUUUUCCUCUUAAAAUGUAGCUCUUCCUUAACCACUGGCAAGAAAGGCUACUGAAAAACAGCAAGUCCUCAGUUGUUCACUUAGUAGCAGCCCCUUAUGUUUUAAGCUUGUCUCUCGUCAGCAGAAAGUUGCCAAGAUGAACACAAAGCCUUGGAAAGUAAAUCCUAAUUCCGCGUGUUUCCUGCUUAGACUGUUGGGUCAUUAACUCAGUGAUAAGAAUCCUGGCUUUUAUGUCGACCAAUCGUGGCCAAGUGUGUGUGUGUGUUGCGGCUGCAGAUGAGGUUGCGAAACGCUGAAUGUGCCACCAAGUGAAUUUAAAACACAAAUGUAAUUAGGAUGGUGGAUCGGCGCUACUUCUGUGGAGCACAGCAAAGGCCCUCACUCCCCCCCCCCCCCGCCCCCCCCCCUCCCCCAACCCCAUUGUAAUUGUAUUGAUUGUGAUCUUUAAUGAGAUGCUGAUGAAUGGACCUGUUUCAAUGUUAUCAGAUGACGUUAAUUACGUGUUCCAUUUAUCGUUAGCACCUUAUCAGGCCUCGUGUGGCGUAAGUCUGACCAGCACAUGCAAGAGUCCAAUGGGCCCUCAAGUUCCCAAUGAGUCUGAAGUCGAAAAACAUCUCCCCAGACCAGAUCAGGUUCUGCUGCAGAUUUGGCUGUUGCUAUUGAUGGCAAAAAAGUGAGCCAUAGAAUAGGGAAUGCAACAUUCCUUUGGCUUUUUGGAAAGCCACCAUUCAUGGAAAAGAUAGUAAUAACUUGAGAACAGGAAAUGCAACAUGACAGAAGUGGGACACACGUCUAUCAUGGCUGUUUAGUACAAUAUGGCUGAAGCUCCAGAAGGAAGUCUUAAAUACAAAUGUGUAGUUGAGGUGCCGCUAUGUAUCAAAAAUAAAUGGACAUGUAUUAUGAGCUCCAUCUUAAAGGUCAGGUUUCAUCAGGGAAACCCAACCAUUGUGUAACUAUCGCCGACCCAAGGCCACAUGCAGUGCAAAAAUGACUAAUGCAUGUGUAGCGUCGCUAAAGAUGCAGCGCGUUCUUUGGCAAAUAGCAGGAAGCCGCAGGCAGCACAGGAAGUCAGACAUCAUCGCAUCAAGGUCCUCUAUGCUACUAUAGGCUUGUUUAUUAAUGGAAGACUAACUUAAGUCCAUUAGAGCAAAAAAGCUUUGUCAGAAUGACAAUAUCCUAAAUACUCAACACCGUAGCAGCCUUGUUCGUCUAAACACACCUGCAUGAGCUGAAGAACAUUACUAUGCAGCGUCACUCAGUUCUCUUUGAUCACACAUUUUGUCUCAAGGUUCCACAAUAGUGACUUGGUGUGUUGGUCUUGCUGUAAGUGUUGCUGCUGCAAAAGUGCUUUGCUGAAGCCCUUCUGCAAACACCAUCUUGUGUGUGAGCCUUAAUGCUAAUGAGCAUCCAUGCUUGUGUCCGACUGCAUGCGUCAAAGAGCUAUUGUGCACUUUAUGCACUUUUUACACUAACACUGCACUUGUCCAAGGUAGUGGAUGCCAUAUAUCAACGUGAGAAAAAGUAGUUAGCAUAGUAGCUAGCAUAGCUAUGUGAGCCACAGUGGUAACAUCACACAUUUUAACAGCAACAUGCUAGGGUAGCCUAUUCACUAGACAAAAUGAUCAAGCCUACAGCUCCCGAUUGAGAUUGAAGCUGCAUUUUAAGAUGUGUAGUGAAGCCUUUUCAUUUUUACAAGCUGUCCUCCCUGAAAUGGUGGGUGUAUAAAUGGAGCGGGUUCAUCCAGGGAACGCUCAUCGGUCAGAGGUUAUGUCUAAUGUGUAAUAUCCACUAUGGAAGGAAGCGGGAGCUUAUAGAGCUAGAUUUCUUUUAAACAGGCUUUAGCGACACAUUACUGUUACUGUAGUUACUACAAAGUCACUUUUGCAAAAUAAGGGACUUUAAAAAGCGGUGUUCAAGCCUCACAGUCACCCAGAAAAAGCUUUGCAGGUCUGCUUAGUGGCGAGCAACUAAUCUAAUCAAGCUCAGUGUCUUGAUGCACAGUGAAAGCGGAGUCAUUUACCAGAGAGGCCAUUCAAGACACUUCCUGUCAGGAUGAGUCGAAUCAGACAUGGAAAGUUGGGAUGCACAUGAACACAACACGUAGCUUAGCCAUCAGUUUUUAUAAUUUGCAUUUGCAUCUAUGAGCAAAAUUCAAGCCACCCUUACCUGCACGCUGCGCCGCAUCAUUUCAAUCUACAGUCCGCUCGCUGUGUGCGACUCGCAAUCGUCCCAACACCUGCUGUUGGAGAUGCUCUCUCUCACAUGAUGCGGAGAGCAUCCCUCCCCUCUCUUCCCUCCCUCACUCACAGACCGCCUUCCAGAGCCUCCCACUGCUCUGCAAUUCUCCUUCAUCCAUGUGCAUGACUAUUUUGGGAAGAGCACAAUCACUGCUCCUUGCGUCCCCCCCUUUGUUAUGAUCCCUAUUUGCUCACUGACGGUGCUUGUCAAUCUCAAGUGCUAUCAGAAAAAAGUACUAUCAAACCUCCUAAAUGGGGCUAUUAGACUGAUACUAGUUAGAGCAAGAUGUCAAAGGCUGCAGAUUUCCUCACCCAUUCACUUAGAAUGUCGCACAUAGCUUGUUCAAGCACACUGGUGUGUCUAUGCAUAUUUUUGUGUGAUAUUUUGGGAGGCAACACAAGAUGUUCUUACUCAUCCGGUAGAGCUCAAUAUGCUACUUUGCAACCCACACAUGAUUCACCAUUACAAGUCCUGCCAAAAUCCCGCGGAUGGAGACAAGAACUACUGAACAGCAAAGCAACGCAAAUUGGUACUUGUUUAUUGUUUAUUUGAUUAUGGUUUAGUUUUAUUUUGAACAUGCUUUGCGCAUGUCCGAAAAGGAGUAGGAAGAGCUCAUUGGCGAGCAGGAAGUGACGUCGGGGGUUAAGAGUUGAGUUUUAGCUUGGCGUGGGUUAUGCCCGCAACAGGAGCCCCGUGUUGGGAAUUAUUGUGCCUGUUGUGAGAUAAUUCAAACCUGCAAU